This is a messenger RNA of Wickerhamiella sorbophila, 6219 nucleotides long. Its product is annotated as Nuclear migration protein NUM1. Bases 1 to 6219 code for a protein of 2072 amino acids. Gene Ontology annotation, biological process: maintenance of protein location in cell cortex; dynein-driven meiotic oscillatory nuclear movement; establishment of mitochondrion localization. The record is from RefSeq and is a predicted model, not a curated record. NCBI's taxonomy places the organism in Eukaryota, Fungi, Ascomycota, Dipodascomycetes, Dipodascales, Trichomonascaceae. The transcript has a single exon. Gene Ontology annotation, cellular component: mitochondrion; cell cortex. Gene Ontology annotation, molecular function: phospholipid binding; tubulin binding.
AUGGCUGAGGACCAAAAGGAAGUUUCAGAUACCCUCAAAAAGGUAUACGAGAUGAUCAGUAAAGAAGAUUCGGAAGACCAGGAGUUUGCAAUGCAGCAGGCACUGCUUGAAAAGCAAAUGGCCAUGAGGACAGGUGGUUCAGCGAGCCAUUCUAAUGCCCCGCCGAGCAGUCCGCCCGCUAAUCGCCGCAUUUCGGCCCUGUUUGGAGGCGGCAGCUCAGGUAGUGCCAACACGGUAGCCCAGCGCUCGAGCCGGGCAGACGAUGUGCAGUUUGCUGCGGAGGUUUCAGAGAACCUUCUCCUCGAGUGUCGUCGUCAACAAGUUCAGAUCAAGAAGCUCGAGCAAGAGAGGGGCACUUACUCUGCUGAGCUCGAGUCGCUGCGGCAAAAAUUGAACCAGGCCGAGCAAAGAAUCGAUAGUUCAGGCGCAACGCAAGAGCAAUUGCGUGAAGCUAAUUGGUCGCUCGAGCUCCAGCUCCAGGAGGCUCAGGCUUUACUGGCCAAGCAGGGCGACGCAGCAAACAAAUGGACACAAGAGGCGGCCAAGCUUAAGAACGCCGAAUCGUCCCAUUUGGAAAAAAUCGACCAAUUGACCAGUGCUCAAGACGAGCUUACAGAGGCUGCCCGCUCAGCUGCCGCAAAACACGAUAAUGAUGCCCAGACCUUGCGACACUUGGUUGAUGAGCUCGAGGAAGAGCUCGCAAUUGAAAAGAAUCGGGUUGCUACGCUGGAAAGUUCGCUCAAACGUCAGACUAUGCUCAACCCUCCCCAGUUGGGGGCCCCUCGAAGCUCUGACAAUCGCGCCGAGAACGAAGAUGAGUUGACCACCCCUACCAACUCUCCACCGACCUCCCCGAUCAAGGCAACCCCAAUGAAAUCAACGGCUCUGGAAAAUGAUACCCAACGUGCGUCUUUAAGCCACCUGCAACGGCAGCUGCAAACCAUGCGCACAGCACUACAGCGCGAGAAAAACGAAAAGCUCGAGCUCAAGCGUCAGCUUGUCGAGUAUUCUCAGGCAUCCAAUGCUGGAGGUAGGAAAAAGAAAGCCCGACCUAUCCCUCGUACUUCGGCUCGUCCCCUUUCGUUUACCAAGCGAGGCACCCCGUCGCUGCAGAGCCAUACCACUGAUGAAGACGGCGAUGAUGAAUUUGAUUUUGAAUCUGCGGCAGAGAGUAUCUAUGAAACAGCUGACAGCGCCAUUACCGGAGUUGCCCAAGUUGGAUUAGGAUUGGGUGCUAGCCCGUCUACCGACUUUUUCAGUGUUGAUGAGAACCUUGACGACACUGACAGUGGACAAGAGACACCAACUGGCGAGAUUCCGGCCGGAACUCCCAGAACAUCAUUCUUCCGUCGCAUCUUUACGAAAUCACCGCAGACGAAAGCAGAUCUCAGCACGGAAGUUGAAAGUGAGAGUAAUGCCUCAUUCAAUGAUACCCUUAAACCUCUCUCGGACGAUAUUAUUCCGGCAGAAAAGCUUGCUGAACUCGUGUCUGACGAGGAUCUAUCCAAUAUCGUCGAGACACGUGGAUUUGAACUAGUCAAGCCUAAGCAGGUGCUCCCAGCUGGGUUUGUUGCUGUAUCGCGCGGUGAGUACGAAGACUUGAACUCUCGACCUUCAGUAAAGAGCGACGAUGCUGUUGUUUUGUCCAAGCAAGAACAUGCGGCUCUCAUCAAGCCUGAUAUCGAUACCGUCAAAUCGCUUGCAGAGUCUGAAGGCUAUGUUGUUAUUACUUCCGCUCAACACCAAGCACUUGUCGAGCCGUCCUUUGAGGAAUGGUCAUCCCAGGCAUCUAAGUUCCACAAAUCGAUUGUGGAUCCUGAGGAGUUGGCUGAACUACAGUCUCCCACCUUGGGUGCUUUGAAAAAUUAUCUACAGAAAGAAGAUCAUGUUGCUGUGCCUGCUGAGGAACAUAAAUCUCUCUUGAAUCCAUCCUUGGACAUUCUGCAGACCCAAGCUGAGUCUCAUGGCCAUGUUGUUUUGUCAAUGGCCGCUCACGAGACGCUCGUCAACCCCACCUUGGACACUAUUCUUCAGCAAGCCCUCAACUACGAUCAUGUGGUUCUAUCAAAAGCCGAGCAUAAAAAACUUGAGCAUCCUGAAUUGGACGCAGUAUUCAAACAGGCUGAAUCGUACGGUCAUGUGGUUGUUCCAGAGGCCGAGUACAAGUCACUUGUCAAUCCUGAGCUAGAUACACUUCGUCAACACGCAAAUACCCACAACCACGUUCUUUUGAGUAGAGAGGAACAUUCUGACUUACUCAAUCCUGCAAUUGAAAAGUUGCAGAAUCAUGCGGAGAAUAAAGGCCAUAUUCUCCUAUCCGCAAAGUCUCAUGAGCGGCUGCGCCGUCCUUCUCUUGAUAGUAUACAGGCUCAGCUUGAUGCUCAUAAUCAUGUCAUGGUUCCUCGUGAAGAACAUAAUCAGCUGCUUGACCCCACGCUGGAGAAGGUUGCUGAGUACGCUGUCAAAAGGCAUCAUGUUGUUGUUCCUGAAGAUGAGUAUGACAGGCUCAAAUCUCCGACCUUCUUGGCCGUCACCGAGGAGGCGAAAAAGCACAACCAUGUGUUGGUUUCAAUUGACGAGUAUAGUACACUUUCCGAACCUGACGUGUCUGCUCUCCGAGAAGGUGCUAAAAAGCUGCACCAUGUUUUACUGAGCGAUGCAGAGUUUGAAGCUCUCAAGAGUCCAGAUAUUGAGACCAUCUCUAGACAUGUGAAGAGCCAUGAUCACGUCUUAUUGUCGCAGGAUGAGUAUGAGGCACUUGCAAACCCUUCACUGGAUCGCGUCAAAGAGCGAGCAGGUGAUUUCAAGCAUAUUGCCAUUCCCACCGAGACAUACAAGUCAUUACUGCAUCCUGAUGUUGAGUCUCUUCGUACGCACGCAGCUUCUCUGAAUCAUGCUAUCUUGUCUGAAGAGGAGCUCGAGAAACUAGAGCAUCCUCCUGCAGAUAAGGUCUCGUUGUUGGCGAGCUCGCAUUCACUUUCAGUAAUCGCUGAUGAUGAACUCGCCAAGCUUCGCAGAGAGGCCGAGCAUCCAACACGCUCAGAGCUUGAGAUGCAUGCUGCAGAGCUUGAUCUUGCUGUAACUUCCAAGCAAGAGAUCGAGGAACUGCAAAACCCUCCUUCAGAAAAGAUUCACGAGCUGGCCAAGCGUCACAACCUGGUGCUCUUGAGUGCUGCUGAGCAUGAAGAUCUGAUAUCGCCAAGCCGUGAGAUGGUUGAAAAACACUUGGAGCGUGAAAAACCAAGUCUUGAGGUUGUUCGUGGGCUUGCAAAACAUCACAACCGUGUGUUGGUGACUGAUGACGAUGAAGGAACCCGGUCGUUAGCUGCUCAGCAUGGCCUUGCUGUUCUAACUGCUGAUAAACUCGAAGAGCUUCAAAAUCCAUCCUUACAGCGCACAGUACAGGAGCUCAAGCGUCAUGGCUAUGAAGGUGUUCCCAUCGAUGAGCUUCAAACUCUUAGACACAAGAUUGAAACACCUUCUCUCGAGGAGCUGAAAGGUCGUGCGGAUUCUCUUGGCUUUGCUGUUGUUCCUGUGUCUGAUUCAGAACUAUUUACCAAGCUCAAGCAAAAAUUCGACUCGCCUACCGAGUUCGACCUUGAGGAGAUUGCUAGCAAACGCGACUUUGUAGCUCUUCCUCGCGAUGUAUAUGAACGUCUAGAGGAGACUACUAAGAACCCCGAUGAGGCUACUAUAGUACGCUUUGCCAAACAACAUGGUCUCGAAGCUAUUCCAGUGGCUGAGCUUGAGGCCCUCAAGGAACGUGCGUCCAAGCCCACGCGAGAGGACAUUGAUGCUUGGGCCUAUGACAAUGAUCAUGUUACGCUGCCUACUGAGGAGUACGAGAAGCUGGUUAAGCAGGCCGAGUCUAAACGUAAACAGACCGACCUAGCCAACUUGAGCGUGGCAGAGCGCAGAGAGCACUUUGAGUCUCUUAUCAAAAAUUCUCGUGGAACCCCCACGAAAUCGCUGCAGGCCUCUCCUCAAAAGGGAGAACGUAUGACGGAAACUCUCAAAUCGUUGGGUUAUGUGCCUCUUCCUCAAGAUGAGUAUCGCCGUUUACUUGCGUCUCAGACGGUGUACGAACCUACUAAGGGUGAUAUCAUGAGAAGUGCGCGCACGUUCGGUAUGACGGCUUUACCUACUGAGGAAUAUCGCAGUCUUCUUGAGCGUUCAGGUGGUAAAGCUGCCAGUAAAGAUGAUGUUGCGCAGGUCCAAGGUCCUGAGCCCCCACGCACACCCAAACGCAACAUUCGUGGAUAUCCUGAUGAAAGCUUUAUUGCUACCCCCAGCGAGGAUGAGGGUCUCAAAGUCGUGCCUGGUAAGUACCUUGAUACAUUACGGCGGAUCGCUGAGGCUCCUACUAGAGAAGAUCUGGAUGGCAUGGCUAAGCGUCUUGGUCUUGAGCUUUACAAGCCUGACGAGGUGGUUGACAUUACCGCACUUGGCCGCAAUGAGGAUACAGAGAAUAAGAUCAAACAGGCAGCACGUGAGAUUGGCAUGACUGAGCUCUUAUCUGAAGAUGCGAUCAAGCAAGAAGCUGUGAAGUUAGGAUUUGUUUUACCACUCAGUGACGACGAGAUCAAACAACGUGCCGCAGCUCUUGGCCUUGCUGAGCCCCUGGAUGAGGAAUCAAUCAAACUGAAGGCCAAGGAAGCUGGCCUAGUAGAGCCCUUGGAGGAUGAAGAUUUAAAGGCCAAGGCUAAAGAGCUUGGUCUUGUGGAGCCAAUUAGCGACGAUGAACUCAUGUCUAGGGCUAAAUCUGCUGGUCUUAUUGAGCCUAGUGAUGAGGAAAUUCGCAAGCGUGCUAUCGUACUUGGCCUUGCUGCCCCUCUUGAUGUUGAAGCCAUUAAAGAAAAGGCAAAGGCUGCUGGAAUGGUGGAGCCCAUCUCUGAUGAUGAGAUACGUAGCCGUGCUCUUGCGGCCGGUCUAGUGGAAGCACCUUCGAACGAACAAAUCAAGUUUAAGGCUAUGGAUCUGGGACUUGUUUUGCCUUUGGACAAGGACACGAUCAAGAAAAAGGCCAGGGCUUCUGGGCUUGUUGAGCCACUUUCUCAAGAACAGAUUUUGGCCCGAGCGAAAUCAGCUGGUUUGGUUGAGCCGCUUACCGUAGAGGAAGUCAAAGUCCGUGCUCGUGCAGUGGGACUUGUCGACCCGAUUUCCGAUGCAGAAGUUCUCGCUCGUGCAAAGAAACAAGGCUGGGUUCCUCCUUUGUCUGACCAAGAUUUGCUUGUUCUUAUAAAAAAUCGUGGCCUCACUAACAAGCUGGUCACUCCAGAGCCUCACAUGGAUUCUUCUAGUCCAUCUCCACCAACCCCCACCCCCCGAGCGACCAGUAUACCACCAAGGGGCUCAUCGGCCACUGUCACAGCAGCCCCUCCCUCGGUGCACCUUUCGCAUCGCCGCUCUGAAUCAAAUCGGUCGAUUGACGAGUUCGGUCUGCCGACUCAUUUGGGCGCAACUCGACAGCUUCCGGUGAGUCGCAGAUUUGAAAUUGUCAAAUCGCCAUCAGUUGCCGGUCGGGGCCCUCGUCCUGCUCCUGCCCGUUCUAGUGUUAUUCGGUCUGCAACUACACCAAACCUUGGCCACAAGUCCUCCCGCGAGAACCUGGUCGAAGAUGAUCAACAAGUUCGCCAGGCGUUCAACCGGGGUUUCGCUCAAGGGUCUACAACCAUCUCGCGCUCUUCGUCGCAACGAUCACUGCAAUCUAAUCUUGUUCAGCGUAAGAACUCGUUGGUUCCCUCAAUGGCUAGCGGACUUUCGAUUGCUGAGCUUGACCACCCAACCACAAUGUCUUUUGUCACUCAGCUAGUCAUUGGCGAGUUGUUGUACAAGUAUGUGUCGGGCUUCAGUCUGCACGCGUUCACUGGCGGUCGGCACGAACGCUACUUCUGGAUUCACCCUUAUAGCUUGACGCUGUUCUGGGAUAAAGAGAACCCUGCCGUGGGUGGACGUAGCCGGUACACUGGACCGAAAUCUGCAGCUAUCUUGGAUGUCACCGAGAUCACUGAUCGCAAUCCCAACCCUCCUGGUCUGUACUACAAAUCGCUCGUGUUUACUACUUCCGGUAAAAGCGUCAAAGUUACGUGCCCCUCUCGGCGUCGUCACUUGAUCUGGUAUCGUGGCGUCAAGUACCUCCUGGAAAAAGCCCGGGAAGAGAGCGAGAUGGCAGAAAAAGACGAGGAAGAAGAGGACACCCCUCAGCAACAGGCACCUUGA